Molecule: messenger RNA, 1077 nt
Organism: Geodia barretti
Lineage: Eukaryota; Metazoa; Porifera; Demospongiae; Tetractinellida; Geodiidae
Source: the annotation of a GenBank genome assembly
AUGACCAUAUCCCCACUGGUAGACAUGACUGUGGAGAGCAUCUCUCCCCUGGACGAGGAGGCGAUGGCUGCUGCUAGAGCCCGUCAGGACACCCUUACCAAGCCCCCGGGCAGCCUGGGUCGGCUGGAAGACCUUUCCAUAAUGCUGGCCGGCAUGUUCGGCGACCCAAUUCCCAGAAUUAACCGUAAAUCCGUGAUUCUGGCCGCUGGCGAUCAUGGUGUGGUAGCCGAAGGGGUCAGCGCCUAUCCGCAGGAAGUCACGCCGCAAAUGGUCUUUAACUUCCUUAGAGGCGGGGCUGGCAUAAAUGUGCUGGCCCGGCAGGCCGGCGCAGAAAUCGUGAUUCUCGAUGCUGGUGUGGCCGCCGACCUGGAACCCCAUCCCCUGUUGCGGUCGGUCAAGGUGGCUUAUGGCACCGCAAACAUGGCGGUGGGUCCGGCCAUGACCAGGGAGCAGGCCAUCCGUUGCCUGGAAAUUGGAAUCGAAGCCGCCAGGGAACAAAUCGGCGAGGGAGCCGACCUCAUUGCAUGCGGCGAUAUGGGAAUCGGAAACACCACUGCUUCCAGCGCGAUUACUUCGGUCGCUACCGGCGCCGACCCUUCAAUUACUACCGGUAGGGGAACCGGCCUGGACGACCCCGGCCUGGCUCACAAGGUAGAAGUGAUCCGGCGAGCUAUCGAAGUCAAUAAACCGGACCCUCGCGACGGUUUGGAUGUGUUGACCAAGGUCGGUGGCCUGGAGAUCGGCGUUUUGGCCGGAGCCAUGCUGGGGACGGCCGCCAGCCAUCGCCCGGUAGUAGUGGAUGGGUUCAUCUCCGGGGCCGCCGCCCUGAUUGCCUGGCUGAUCUCUCCGACGGCGAGGGACUACUUCAUCGCCGCCCACCAGUCAGUUGAGCCUGGCCAUCGGGUGGGUCUGGAUGCCAUGGGCCUGACGCCGUUGUUGGACAUGGGCAUGCGGCUGGGCGAAGGUACCGGCGCAGCGCUGGCCAUGCACCUUAUCGAGGCCGCUGCUCUCUGCCUGGCGGAAAUGGCUACCUUCGCUGAAGCUGGCGUUUCGGAACGCAGCGAGGAUGAAGAGUAG